AAAAUAUGAUGGUGCUUAAAAUUUUAGGGUUGCUGAUAACCGCUGCCGCUGGCGCGAGGAUAAAUGUAUCAAAUUUACCAAAUUCGGAUCGAGGUGUACCGCAAUCAGUUUUGAACGAAAACUUAUUUAAUGUUUACCCCCAUCUGGUUUACGUUACGCCUGGGUCUGGGGUUGUAGUAUCUAGGGUAGGUAAUGUUCGCAAUGUUAAUUAUGGAAGGAAAAUGUUUCAAGAGCAAGUUCCAACUUCUUUCCCUGGAAGAGGCGAAAUUGCUAAUGAGCAAUUUCUCAAAGAAGUUACACCAACGACACGAACCGUGUUAGAAAAGCAACAAGUAACUGCGCCAUUUAUGCGAGCAAAAUUUUCGUCAAAUAUUGAAGGUAAACUAAGAGAUCAAGAUCAAUAUACAGCACACCAUCAAGUGGAAGAGAACGAUGACAGUAUAGAGCAAGGACAUAACGCAAAUGGCCCAAACCCCGAUUUUCGAGUCUUGUUUGUGCAAGGGAAUGAACCCAUUGCAGAAAACAACCAUUAUCACCAAAGAUUGGUGUACAACGUUAAGCCCAAGUCGAUCCUCGGAGCAAGUCAAUCUCUAAGGAAAACGCAUUUAAGAAAACCUACAAAGCCUCAGGCCAUUGAUUAUGAUUAUCAAGAGGAAAGAACCGAAGGAACUCUCCAACCUGCAAAUCACUACGUACAGUUUUCACAAGCAGAUAACGCCAACGAGCAAAUUGGAUUAAGCAAUUUUCAAUCCAGUUCUAAUCCACAACCUUUUGAACCCCACCGUCUUCAAGACGAGCUCUCAGAAGAAGAACUAUAUUCGUUUUAUAUUAAACAACUUCAACAGAAACUCGCGCACUUCGUACCAAAGAAAACCAACGUUCCAGAAUCAAAAACGAUAAGUAGACACAAACAACUCCCAGUUAUAUUUAAAACUAGAAACGAACAACCCUACGAAGAAAAUGCUACCCCUAUCAGACGAAGUUCGCCGAUACCUAGAGAAUUUCACUAUGAAAGUUUGCCAUACAACCACUUUAUUAAAAAAGAAAGGGCCGUCCAAAUACUCCAAGAUGAAGAGGAAUGAGACGCAUUUUUAUAGAAUAAAUAAGGAACUAAUUUAAUUCUGCAUCUUUAGUAAGAUGUGCCUUCCUAGUAAAAUAAAUUAUUAAAUAGCUACUUGGGUACCUACAUUUUA
This is a messenger RNA of Photinus pyralis (common eastern firefly), 1193 nucleotides long. RefSeq lists its product as uncharacterized. Bases 6 to 1082 code for a protein of 358 amino acids. Lineage: Eukaryota; Metazoa; Arthropoda; Insecta; Coleoptera; Lampyridae. The transcript has 4 exons. The record is from RefSeq and is a predicted model, not a curated record.